Molecule: messenger RNA, 5033 nt
Organism: Tigriopus californicus
Lineage: Eukaryota; Metazoa; Arthropoda; Copepoda; Harpacticoida; Harpacticidae
Product: platelet-derived growth factor receptor alpha-like
Exons: 1
Coding region: 673-4893 (1406 amino acids)
Biological process (GO): positive regulation of kinase activity; cell surface receptor protein tyrosine kinase signaling pathway; protein phosphorylation
Cellular component (GO): signaling receptor complex
Molecular function (GO): ATP binding; transmembrane receptor protein tyrosine kinase activity
Source: RefSeq, a predicted model, not a curated record
UGAGGUCACAACGAGUUGUGAGCGAGGCAAGUCAUUCGAGGGACUGGAAAAAGAAUAGUUUCGACUUCAUGAACACUGACUUUCGAGUUUUGUGGCUUAUGAAGCAAGUCUGAGAUCAGCGGGACCGCAGUUCUCAAUAAGGACUGCAUCAAACGCGAAACUAAAAUGGAAAACUAAUUACCGAGGAAUACAUCCAAGUGCGUCAACACGCCUUUGCUACCCGCUAACACCAAGAAAUGAGAUCACAGACUUCAUUUGACUGGAUCUGGCGGACAUAGAAGCAGCUCACUCUCAUGUUUUUGUUCAUCUCCAGAGGAAAAAUUUAAUCAGCAUUGCUAAGUAAAUACACGGUCAUCUGUUACCGAACAGUUCUGGAGGCCCAACGAGAAUUUGCAAUUGAGAGUGAUUCGUACCGGGAGAGAUUCAUCUACGUAUAUUCAAGAGCGAGUGGCUGGAAAUGUUUGUAUAUCUUAUCAAAGUCCUUGUUUAACAAGUUCAUGAAGGGAGAGACGAAACAUCAGGCGUAAGCCAGCCAAUAUCGCACUUGAAGUCUCAGGUUAGUUACCAUCAGAAACAGAUCCUGGCCAGAGAGAACAGUGCCAAAAACCUGGAGGUCUUUCUUGGAAGGCCAAAUGUGUCGAAACUGAGACAAAAAGUGCCAAUUGUGCAACCAUGUCGCGUGCUUCAUUUGUUUGCUUGAUUCUGGGUUCUGCCUUGGUGAAUGGAACCCAAGACCUCCAUUCGAUUUGGAGCAGAACUCAAAGAGAUUCAGAGACUCGCAAAAUAUAUCCGUCGGAUGAGAUUCAGGUCAUAAACGAAAAUGACUCUUGGGAAGUGAGCUGCGUAAGCCAAGAAGCAAGUGAGUGGAAACCGCCUUCCGAUUCAUUCUCAGUAAAAAUGCGGCUCUCCAAUUCUUCUGAGCAAAUCGAAGAAGAAGAUCAAAGCCUUCGUUACGUGUCGCAUUUGGAACUCAAAAGCUCCUUAUACAGCGACACUGGAUACUACAGGUGCCUCUCCAAAAAUUCUACGAACAACGUAGAAUCUGAGGAUAGUGCCAGAGUUUAUCUCUAUGUAAAGAGCAAAACAAACCUUUUCGUUAGUCCGGCGCCAAUGGUUCAUGUGAAUGUCUUAGAAAACUCCGAAGUGGUCAUCCCAUGCCGUCCAACUGAUCCCUCGAUUCAAAUGAGGUUUAUUCACAACGACACGGAUAUCACCGAUGACUUGAGCUCCAGAUCAUUCAAAUUUGACCCCAUGAGAGGUCUGAUCAUACUGAGGGGUCAAGAGAAGCAUCAUACUGGACUUAUAGUCUGCAACGCAACGAGAGGAGACCAAUUUGAGACCAACCCGGUUACAUUAAUCUUCCGCAAACAACGCGAUACGAUUGACCCACCGAUUAUAGUUGCCCCUAAAGGGCCCGUUUUUCGUGGCUCCUCUUUCCAAUUGACGUGUCAUACCAUUGCUGAACGAAGCCAAACUGGCAUCACGUUAGAAAUCAAGCUACCCGAGGAGACGGACAGUCUUCUAGACAUGAGGCGAUACCAAUAUGUUCCCCAGAAAAGACUCCCAUUGCCUGACACCGAAUAUGAGGUCAAAAUAGUACGGACAUUGAUCAUCAGUCCUGUCCAAGAAAAUGACGUCGGAAACUACACUUGUUCGGCGACACAAGGUGACGUCUCGAGCAUGACAACCUAUACGUUGGGUGAGGUGCAUGCUAAGAAUAAAUCCUUCAUUGGAGAGCCUGACUUUCAUGGAAGUCAUAUGAUCCGCAUCAAUUCCACCAAAGAUAUCAAAUGGAUAUUUACGAUUCCGACCUCACCUGAUCCUAGAUUCACUUGGUUUGACCCUAAAGGACAUGAAAUCGACCACUCGGUCUAUGAGAAAUAUGAGAUGACAGUGGAUGAGAAAAAGCACGAAGUUACACUACGCAUUCAGUCUGCUUCAUUGGAAGAUACCGGGCACUACGAGUUCGCUAUCGAAGUUGGAGAAAAGAGUGGGGAGCACAAUAGUGUACAGCAUUUUUCCAGAAAGGUGAUCACUUUUGAGCUACAAUAUGUUCAAGCGCCUUCUGUCGACAUCAAAGUUAUGGAUGGCUGGGUCCAAGAAGACAAGCUUUUCAUUUUUAUGCAAAGCUACAAUAUUACAUGCCAUGCUCUCGGAUACCCCAUUGACCUGGCCAGCAUAGAAUGGACAUUCCAAAAAUGUGAAACAACAGAAAACUGCGAUCAGCCAAGGGUACUGAAAAAUCAUGAGGUUCGACCAUCCGACAACAAUCUGAAUGGUACGAUUCACUACCGAUACAAUUCAAUCAUUGAACAGAUGGCCCUUGAAUCUGGAAAGUUCACUUGCAAGGUGUGUCAAAAGCCCAUGACUGGAGGAAAGUGCGGCGAAAACUCGACCUUCUUCUUCAUUUCCGAGUACUCUUCGGCAUUUAUGGUGGAAGAGCCAAAUAGUUCCCUAAUUGAGCAAGAUGACAUCAAUUUUGAAUGUGCCGGCUCAAAGUAUCAUUUCGACAAGGUUGUCUGGGAGCGAAAAAUGAACAAUGAUUGGUUGGAGUCGCCAAAUCCCUCUAAUAUGUCUCAAUUUAGCCAUUUAUCCUACCUUAGGAUCAAGAGUGUGCAAGAAACUGAUUCUGGUCAAUAUCGAUGCCUUGGUCUUUGGCAGAACACAACCCGUCAAAGUAAGACCAUUCAGAUUUCCGUAUUACCCUUGAAGGUACCUACUAUUAUGAAUGGGAACAAUAUGAAUGGAACCAAAAUCAUUUUGAAACCGGGAGAUAGCUUUGAGCUACAAUGUUUUGUGGACGGAAGACCUGAGCCUGAAAUGCAGUGGUUCAAAGGUCAAUCAGCCCAGUCAAGUUCAGAUGAUCAGAAAAUUACCUCCACCGAACUUCAAAACGCUAAUAAGCAUUUCCAAAACAACAACCAAACCCUAGUCAUCAAAUAUGCAACUUCAACGGACACCGGUUGGUAUCAUUGUUUCGGAGAGAGCAGAGCCGGAAAAUAUUCGGGAUCGAUACAAAUUAGCGUGGUUCAAGAGGCCUCGCUCAGUAAGGCGAUUUGGAUUUCCAUUAUUUUGGUCAUGGUGGCUCUGUUCGGUAUCAUUGGAUGUCUCAUUUGGAAAGUUAAAGUGUACAAUCGAAAGUUCAAAGAAUUGGGCAGAGGCGAAAUCAGGCAAUUCCGUGAAGGCGACCCAAGUAAAAUCAAUGGCAGUCUGAACUUGGCGGAUCAAAUCGAUUUGCUCCCUUAUGACAGUCGGUAUGAGUUUCCCAAAGACCGGCUUCACUUGGGCAGACAGAUCGGAUCGGGCGCUUUUGGCCGAGUCCUGAAGGCCAAGGCAUCAGGAAUCGUUCCAUGGGAGUCGAGCACCAUUGUGGCAGUGAAAACAAUCAAACCUCACGCCGACAUCAUGCAUUUUAGAACUCUUAUGGCGGAGCUGAAGAUUUUGAUCCAUCUCGGAAAGCACUUGAACAUCUUGAACCUCUUGGGAGCGUGCACAAAAAAUCUAGAUAAACGCGAGUUGUUGCUUAUUGUGGAAUAUUGUCGCCACGGGAGCAUCUUGAGCUACCUUCAUUCUCACAAGGAUCACUUCAUCAGCCAGGUUGACCAAGACACCCUUGAAAUAGACUUUGAGAUCGGCAAAGAGCUCAUUGAUACGUUUGAGAAUGAUUUAGCCCAGACCCGAGACGAAGAGGAACUUUCCGUUGCUUAUCAUGGCAGGCGAACGAUCUCAGAAUUUUCAGCUGACGGGGACAAUAGCGCACACAUUGUGUGGAACAAUGAAUUCGAACGUCAUAGGCAUCCAUCGAGGCCACAGUCAGGGGUUCGCUAUGUCAAAGACCCAGCUCAUCGAGGCAACAAUCGGAACCAAAUCACUAGAACGAGAUCUAAUCAAUCAGAUUAUCAUGAUGGAUUAGAUCGCCAGGUCAAUACUGAUAUGACAACAUUGACCAAUUUCUCCCGAGAGAGCGGCCGACAGAAUUCUCGGAAUAGCCACCGCAGCCAAAACAGCCAAAGAAGAAACACACGUCAAAGCAGUGUCUUUGAAAGCGGAACGAACCUUCAGCUUCUGUGUACCAAAGACCUUCUGAGUUGGGCCUAUCAGAUAGCCAAUGGCAUGAAUUACCUGUCCGAAAGGAAGGUAUUGCAUGGGGAUUUGGCAUGCCGCAACAUUCUCCUAGCAGCCAAUAACGUGGUGAAGAUUUGCGACUUCGGUUUGGCGAAAAAUAUGUACAAAAACAAUAACUACGUCAAGAAAUCAGAUGUUCCAAUGCCAAUCAAGUGGAUGGCGGUGGAAUCGCUCAACGAAUAUAUUUUUUCGAUCCAAUCCGACAUUUGGUCGUUUGGCAUCGUUCUGUGGGAAAUGUUCACUUUGGGGAAAACCCCUUACCCCGGAGUGGAAGGUGGUGAGCAUUUCAGCAACGUACUGAGCGGGGGAUACCGCAUGGAAAGACCAGAUUUAUGCCCCCAGGUAGUGUAUGAUAUCAUGACAAAAUGCUGGCAAAAGAAACCAGGAGACCGACCUCCAUUUACAUGGCUCAUUCAGGCUUUUGACGGACUCUUAGACGACCCAGAAAAGAGUCAUUACCUUCAACUUAAUCAAGACUUUCAGGUUCAAAUGCGUAGAGCACCGAUAAAUAACCCCCUAACGGUGGACAACAAGGGCUAUUUAGACUUGUUCUCCGCACCCACAUUCGAACACCAAAUGAAUCACGCCUCUGGGACGGAUCCCCAUGACGAUAACGGGUAUUUGCUCCCGUCUCAAGGUUUGAGUGAAGAUGGACAAAAGAUAUUAGAAGAUGAAGAAAGUUAUUUGUUGGCAAACAAUACAAAUGCUCAUCAGACAGCGGAAAAGCUUGCAAAAAGCCAAUCCAGCGACAGUCCUGAUCAUGACUGAGCACAGACCUAUGCAUGCGAACAAUAAACGAAAGAAAUAGAUUCAGUCGCAAUGAACAUCGCAAUGGAAAAAAAUACCAAAGGAUUACAGAUUGAUGAUGUAGUUUUUUCAUUCUGAAAUAUAACCUUUUAAGAUCCAUA